Molecule: messenger RNA, 1371 nt
Organism: Haliaeetus leucocephalus (bald eagle)
Lineage: Eukaryota; Metazoa; Chordata; Aves; Accipitriformes; Accipitridae
Gene: SCCPDH
Product: saccharopine dehydrogenase (putative)
Exons: 12
Coding region: 1-1257 (418 amino acids)
Biological process (GO): glycolipid biosynthetic process
Cellular component (GO): mitochondrion; plasma membrane; lipid droplet
Source: RefSeq, a predicted model, not a curated record
AUGGCCUCUCCCUACAAACCGUCGUCGCUUAAGCUGCUGGGCUCCAAAGCCCCUCGGCCGUAUCUUGGUACACUUCUAGUUGUCGACGGAGCGCAAAAAGCAUACCUUGAGAUUGGACACAUUGAAUUGGCCUUGGUGGUCUUACCUUUGGAGAGAAACAGGGUGCGGCAGUCCGUGCAGCAAACGGCAUCAUCAGUGAUGAACACGCUGGGUGAGCUGUGGUGGGUGGGUUUUAUUUUUUGUUACGUGUGGUGGUCUUUCCUUCUACAGUAUAGAUUCUUUGGAGAGCCUGUGGUAGAAGCUUGUGUUGAAAAUGGUGCGAGCUGCAUUGACAUCUGUGGAGAACCCCAGUUUCUGGAAGGAAUGUACCUGAAAUACAACGAAAAAGCUGCGGAAAAGGGAGUGUAUGUCAUUGGAAGCUGUGGCUUUGACUCUAUACCAGCUGAUAUGGGAGUACUGUACACCAGAGACAAGUUGAAAGGUACCUUAACUGCUGUUGAAAGUUUCCUGAAGGUGAAAUCUGGGCCUGAGGGCUCUUGUGCACAUGAUGGGACCUGGAAGUCAGCUGUUUAUGGCCUUGCGGAUCAAGACAACCUGAGGAAGCUUCGAAAAAAGAUAGGAUAUGCCCCUGUUCCAGUAGUUGGUGCAAAACUUAAAAGCAGAGGACUUGUGUUUUACAAUCAGCAAUUCAAAGAGUACUCCAUUCGAUUCAUGGGAUCUGAUGGUUCCGUUGUGAAACGGUCUCAGUGUUACUUGCACACAGAGUUGCAGGAAACACCUGUGCAGUAUGGCGCUUAUGUGAACAUAGGUGGUCUUGGCUCUGUUAUCAAGCUGAUGUUUGCCGGCAUUUUAUUUCUUCUUCUUGUGAAGUUUAGCUUUGGGAGAAAACUUCUGACAAAAUACCCGGAAUUUUUCUCUGCUGGAUUCUUCACAAAGAAAGGACCAACCCAGAAACAGAUGGAUGGAACCUCUUUUACAAUGACUUUUUUUGGCGAGGGUUACAGUGAGGGGCAAGACCCCCAGUAUGGCAAACCGAAUGUAAAGAUCUGCACUGAAGUGAAAGGACCAGAGCCUGGCUAUGUUGCUACACCAAUUGCAAUGGUUCAAGCAGCUGUAUCUCUUCUGGAGGAUGCAGCUUGUCUGCCUAAACGGGGUGGUGUAUAUUCUCCAGGAGCUGCUUUCUCCAAAACAAAACUGAUCGAUCACCUCAACAAACGUGGUGUUGAGUUCUCUGUUAUUAGCAAGCCUGAACUCUGAAGUCAAGACAUAACUGUAUGAACUAACCCCUUUCCUGGGUCUAACUCCAAUAAAACUCAUUUGGCUGUAAAAGCCUAAUCAUAAAAUAGUUUCACUGUGCUAUUGUUUACAGCA